AGGAGCCCCAGCAAACACAGCCCAGUUCAGGGACUCCUGUCUGCAUAGCCUCUGAGACACGCGGGAGCCGGUGCGCCCAGAGGGCCUCCCCUUGAGACCAGGGCUGCUGAUGACAGAGCUAGGAUGCAGAGCAGAAGGCAGAUCCUGCAGCGGCAGCAGGGUGGCAUCUGAGCCAGGGCUGAGGAAGCAGCACCGGAAUUCGCCGUCAGGCCGGGAAAAGGUGGAGGCGCUGGUGGGCCUCAGUCCCCCGGACACCACCUGGCUGCAUUACGAGAGAUCUCCUGUUUGGACAGGGGAGGGUCUGGGGCCACCGCCUGGGUGUGCUGCCCAGGGUCCUGAGUCCAGGCGGGGGCUCCACCCUGAGGGGUGCGUGGGUGACGGCCUCCCGAGACAUGACCACGCUGGGUGUGAAGACAAGGCCACGUGAGGCCGGAGGACAGUGCAGGCCAAACCGACGCCAAGCGACCACCCCUCGUGAGGCUGCAAGGACCAACCCAGCACGCAGAGAGGCACAAGGUGACAUCUGAGGCAGGGAGCACAUCCAGGGCCACGCAGGACGGCAUUGCGGAGAGACCGGGCGCCGUGUGCUCUCCACCCUCGGAGCCACCCCCAGACCCUGCUCGCCCUUCAGUCCCCCUCCAGCAGGUGCGGCCUCACCUCUCUCCCUGCUCCCACUGCAUGCAGCAGGUGCUCCAUAGGUGCUCCUGCUCAUGUGAGAGGCUGGUGCAGCUCCCUCUCUCUGCUGGCUGACGGCAGGCCCAGGGGUCCCCGCCCAGGGUCAGGGUCACUCCAGGCAGAAGGCGUCACUCGGCACAGUCCUUGUCUCCUGAGAUGAACUCUUGAGACGAACCGUUUUGCUUUUAAACUGAAAAAGAAAUGAAGUGUUUUGCAUUUUAUUAAAGCAGACACGGCUACAGCUGGUUAGGGCUCCUAAGGACUCAGCCAAGCUCGGGUGCUGGGACUUUCUGGUGGUCACCGUCAGCGAAUCCCCAAGCCUGGGGACAGGGGCCCAGCUGGAGAGAAGGAGAGAGCGGGGGGCGGAUGGAAACAGAACCAACACCCGAAGGACGCAGCUCCAGGCAGGGGACAGGGGGUCGGUGUAGGGGGCACUGGUUCAGAGCAGCUCGGGGGCUCCAAGGAGAAGGCAGGGCUGGAGGUGGACUGGGAGGGGCCAGGAAGUUCAGGAAGGUUCUAGAAGAGAGUAGAGAGGAGGGAAGGCGGGUAUGGGGACGGCACAGAGGGCCGCCCUCAGAGGGUGCCAAUGCUGCUGGGGAGCUGGGAUUUUCCCCGUGGGCCAUGCAGAUUUCAGGGCAAGGAGCACCACAGGUGGGGGGUCUGUGGGCAGCAGCCAUGAGGGAGGAGGCGGCAGGGGCUGCAGGAGGAGGUACAGGCCCAGUGGAGGGGAGGGGCUGCAGGAGGAGGUGCGGGCACGUGGAGGGGAGGGGCUGCAGGAGGAGGUGCGGGCACGUGGAGGGGAGGGGCUGCAGGAGGAGGUGCGGGCACCUGGAGGGGAGGGGCUGCAGGAGGAGGUGCGGGCCCAGUGGAGGGGAGGGGCUGCAGGAGGAGGUGCGGGCCCAGUGGAGGGGAGGGGCUGCAGGAGGAGGAGCGGGCCCAGUGGAGGGGAGGGGCUGCAGGAGGAGGUGCGGGCCCAGUGGAGGGGAGGGGCUGCAGGAGGAGGUGCGGGCCCCGCCGGGUGGAGGGGCUACAGGAGGUCCCGGACAGACAAGCUUACAGGAGCAAGUGCGGAAGGCCAGCUCUGUACACACAGAAGCUUCCAGUUAGAAUCCUUAAGCCGACAGCUUGUGGGUUGGUCUGAGAAGAUCCAAGUGCUUACACCUGGUGUGUGUCUUAGGCGCUCCUCCUCAGCGAACUCCUGUUCUGCCUUUGAGACCUCCUGCGUCUCAGUGGCGUGGACAUCUGACGUUGGCGGUUGGGGCAGCCCCUGGCACCCACCUCCUACCAUCCGUCUCUGAACCCGGCUACUCUAAUACCUCCUAGAGGUGGAAUCGUCCUACCAUCCGUCUCUGAACCCGGCUACUCUAAUACCUCCUAGAGGUGGAAUCGUCCUACCAUCUGUCUCUCUGAAUCUGAAUCUGGCUACUCUAAUACCUACUAGAGGUGGAAUCGUCCUACCAUCCGUCUCUGAACCCGGCUACUCUAAUACCUCCUAGAGGUGGAAUCGUCCUACCAUCUGUCUCUCUGAAUCUGAACCCGGCUACUCUAAUACCUCCUAGAGGUGGAAUCGUCCUACCAUCCGUCUCUCUGAAUCUGAACCCGGCUACUCUAAUACCUCCUAGAGGUGGAAUCGUCCUACCAUCCGUCUCUCUGAAUCUGAAUCUGGCUACUCUAAUACCUACUAGAGGUGGAAUCGUCCUACCAUCCGUCUCUCUGAAUCUGAACCCGGCUACUCUAAUACCUCCUAGAGGUGGAAUCGUCCUACCAUCCGUCUCUCUGAAUCUGAACCCGGCUACUCUAAUACCUCCUAGAGGUGGAAUCGUCCUACCAUCCGUCUCUCUGAAUCUGAACCCGGCUACUCUAAUACCUCCUGGAGGUGGAAUCGUCCUACCAUCCGUCUCUCUGAAUCUGAACCUGGCUACUCUAAUACCUCCUAGAGGUGGAAUCGUCCUACCAUCUGUCUCUCUGAAUCUGAAUCUGGCUACUCUAAUACCUACUAGAGGUGGAAUCGUCCUACCAUCCGUCUCUCUGAAUCUGAACCCGGCUACUCUAAUACCUCCUGGAGGUGGAAUCGUCCUACCAUCCGUCUCUCUGAAUCUGAACCCGGCUACUCUAAUACCUACUAGAGGUGGAAUCGUCCUACCAUCCGUCUCUGAACCCGGCUACUCUAAUACCUCUUGGAGGUGGAAUCGUCCUACCAUUCGUCUCUGAACCCGGCUACUCUAAUACGUCCUAGAGGUAGAAUCAUACAGUGUUUGCCCUUUUGUGACCGGCUUAUUUCACUUUGUAAAAUGUCCUCAAGGUUGUCAGUGUUGUGGCCCGUGUCAGGAUUUCUCUCCUUCUGAGGCUGAGUAAAUUCCAUGGCACAGAUGGA
This is a messenger RNA of Symphalangus syndactylus (siamang), 3049 nucleotides long. Its product is annotated as spidroin-1-like. The record is from RefSeq and is a predicted model, not a curated record. Lineage: Eukaryota; Metazoa; Chordata; Mammalia; Primates; Hylobatidae.